Messenger RNA from Trichomonas vaginalis G3, 1401 nucleotides. RefSeq names its product WD40 repeat protein family. Gene Ontology annotation, biological process: regulation of transcription by RNA polymerase II. Gene Ontology annotation, molecular function: transcription corepressor activity; protein binding. NCBI's taxonomy places the organism in Eukaryota, Parabasalia, Trichomonadida, Trichomonadidae. The coding region runs from base 1 to 1401 and encodes 466 amino acids. Gene Ontology annotation, cellular component: histone deacetylase complex. The record is from RefSeq and is a predicted model, not a curated record. The transcript has a single exon.
AUGUCAGUGACUGCAGACGAAAUUAACUAUCUUGUCCAUCGCUACCUCGAAGAAAGCGGCUGUCCACAUUCCGCCUUUAUUUUCGGAAGUGAAUGUCGUCUUGAUCAAGCAAACAUCCAAGCAACGCAAUUACCGCCACAAGCUUUAAUUACGAUUCUCAAAAAAGGUAUGCUCUAUAUGCAAAUGGAAAAGGGUAUCAACGAGAAAGCUAAGACUGAUAGUUCUCCUGAAAGCAUCGUUUUAUCAAUUACUGAAGCUGUACGCCGCGAAGAGCCAAUUAUUCCUACAAAACCUCCUGUAAAGCUAAAGGAUGCUCCAAAACCUGCCGUCAAGAUACCAGAUCCAAUUCAAAUUCCGCAAUCAUCUGUUCUCAUUUUAGAUGGACACAUCGGAGACGUUUAUUGCGGUGCCUGGACUCAUGAUGGUAAGCUCUUGGCUACAGGCAGCUCUGAUGCGACAACAAUUAUCUGGAAAAUUCGUGACCGUGAAUAUUAUCAACAUUACAUAUUAGAUCACGCUCAACAAGAGCGUAGCAGCAAAGACAUUGCCACAUUAGCAUGGAAUCCUGACAGUACUCUUCUCGCUACUGGUUGUUAUGAUGGUACUGCGAGAUUAUGGACUUACAAAGGCGAACUUAGGUUUGUUCUUGGACAUCACGUUGGCCCUGUCUUUACAGUUCAAUUCUCUCCGGACGGAACUAACCUUCUUACGGGUUCUUCCGAUAAAAAGAUAAUUUUAUGGAAUGCAAAUACGGGAGAAAUGCGCCAAGUCUUCUCACAUCACAAGAGUUAUGUUCUUGAUCUCGACUGGCGUGAUAAUUCGAUAUUUGCUUCAUGUUCUGGCGAUUCUACCGUUGCUGUUUGGAAAGUUGGCCAACAAACACCUUUACACGUUUUUGAAGGCCACAAAUGUGAAGUAAAUAAGAUCACAUGGGAUCCUACAAAGAAAUUACUCGCAAGUUGCUCAGAUGAUAAAACAAUUAGAAUUUGGCGUCCAUUUGAGCGCGCAAACCCAAUUAUCCUACAAGGACAUACACACCAUGUAUAUACAAUCAAGUGGUGCCCAGGUGAUCCAAAGAUUCUCGCAUCUGGCGCAUUUGAUUUCUCUGUCAGACUUUGGGAUGUAACAACCCAGCAAUGCAUCCGCAUUCUUACAAAACACACACAGCCUAUUUAUACUAUUUGUUUCUCUCCGAAAGGAAAUUAUUUCGUUUCUGGAGGUAUUGAUAAUACAUUAUAUGUUUGGCGUACUAGUGAUCAAGCUCUUGUUGCUUAUUAUGAGGCAAAGAGUGGAAUGUUUGAAGCUCAUUGGGAUCCAACUGGAAAAUAUAUUGCAAUGUGUUUGGCAAAUGCUACUGUAGCUGUUAUUGAUAUAACUGAUAUUAUUAACGUAAAUGAAUAA